GAUGAAUGGCGCAACAUAAGCGAGUGAAAUAAAAUAAGAAUCCCUGAAGAAAUGGGUGUUGGACACAUGUCCGGGUGGCACCAUAGUUGAUUCUGCCGGAAACCAAUAACAUGGAUCGUAGAUGCUGAGCGAGCGAGCUAGCAGGCUCCCAUUAUUUUCAAUUUUUCAUUUAAUCAUUGCAAGUCCCGUGUUACGUACCAAUAAUGGGCCAAGACACCCUCUCCGCUCAGAAGAGGGCCACCGCCACCGCCCUCCCCACCACCACCGCACUUGCCGCCUCCAAUGCAAGACGCAACCCACCGCGCUCCCGCCAGAUCUCCAAAACCUUCAACAACAUCAAGAUCACCAUCCUCUGCGGCUUCGUCACCAUCCUCGUUCUCCGCGGCACCAUCGGCGUCAACCUCGGAUCCUCCGACGCCGACGCCGUCAACCAGAACCUCAUCGAGGAGACCAACCGCAUCCUCGCUGAGAUCCGAUCCGACUCCGACCCUAACGAACCCGACGAGCCCGACAUCGCCCUCAACGCCAGCUCCUCCUUCUCCCUCGGCCCUAAGAUCCGCAAUUGGGACCGCGAACGCCAGCAGUGGCUCCAAAACAAUCCUGAAUACCCUAACCUCGUUCGCGGCAAGCCACGGAUCUUGCUCCUCACCGGAUCCCCGCCCAAACCCUGCGAUAAUCCCAUCGGCGACCACUACCUUCUCAAAUCCAUCAAGAACAAGAUCGAUUACUGCAGAAUUCACGGCAUCGAGAUCGUUUACAACAUCGCUCAUUUGGACAAGGAACUCGCCGGUUAUUGGGCCAAAUUGCCGAUGAUUAGGCGGUUGAUGCUCUCACACCCUGAGGUCGAGUGGAUUUGGUGGAUGGACAGUGACGCCUUCUUCACCGACAUGGUUUUCGAGCUUCCCUUCUCCAAGUAUGAGAAUUACAAUUUAGUCCUCCACGGUUACCCUGAUCUCUUGUUCGAGCAGAAGUCUUGGAUUGCCGUCAAUACGGGCAGCUUCCUCUUUAGGAAUUGCCAGUGGUCCUUGGAUUUGCUUGAUGAGUGGGCCCCCAUGGGCCCAAAAGGACCCAUCAGGGAGGAAGCCGGCAGGAUCCUCACUGCCAAUCUCAAAGGCCGCCCAGCAUUUGAGGCCGACGAUCAGUCUGCCCUCAUAUAUCUCUUGCUGUUCAAGAAAGUGUGGAUGGAGAAGGUUUUCCUUGAGAAUUCUUACUAUCUGCACGGCUACUGGGCUGGGCUUGUCGACCGCUACGAGGAGAUGGCGGAGAAGUAUCAUCCGGGGCUUGGCGACGAGAGGUGGCCGUUUGUGACGCAUUUCGUGGGCUGCAAGCCUUGUGGGAGCUAUGGGGAUUACCCUGUGGAGAGGUGCCUCAGCAGCAUGGAGAGGGCCUUCAAUUUCGCUGAUAAUCAGGUGCUCAAGCUCUACGGGUUCAGUCAUCGCGGGCUUUUGAGCCCCAAGAUCAAGAGGAUCAGGAAUGAGACUGUCACUCCUUUGGAAUUCGUAGACAGGUUCGAUAUAAGGAGACAUCAUCCAAGCACCACUCAAUCAAAGAGCUAGUGAUUGGUGAGAAACAUGUUUUGGUGAUGAUUGAUGAUGUUACAGGGCAAUAAUUAGAAUUGGAAUUUGAUUAUUUCUUGUUGUUGGCUCGGAUUGCCCCUUUUGUGAACUGUUAUAGGAUGAAAUUCUUUCAUAAGUUAUAUAUCUCCCUGUUACCAUGUUUUUGAGUAAUCAGUAAGCAAAAACAAAUUUUAUUUACGGAGAUGAAUGAUUGAUAUGCUUGUAUACUGAGCACCCACAUUGUAUUCUCUCUUCUUCUUGGCCAUGAAUUCAUGCCCCUAAUUUAUUCUUCCAUGUUUGGAAGUGAAUCCUUUUGAUA
Messenger RNA from Arachis duranensis, 1875 nucleotides. Its product is annotated as probable xyloglucan 6-xylosyltransferase 3. Bases 204 to 1556 code for a protein of 450 amino acids. The record is from RefSeq and is a predicted model, not a curated record. Gene Ontology annotation, cellular component: membrane; trans-Golgi network; endosome. Gene Ontology annotation, molecular function: hexosyltransferase activity. NCBI's taxonomy places the organism in Eukaryota, Viridiplantae, Streptophyta, Magnoliopsida, Fabales, Fabaceae. The transcript has a single exon. Gene Ontology annotation, biological process: xyloglucan biosynthetic process.